AUGGCCGAACCCAAUCCCAUGACGGCUCUCCAGGCCGACCUGGCUCGAUUCAGGAAGGCGUCGCUGUAUUCGGCCGUCGAAGACACGGACAGAUUACUCGAAAUGCUCGUGCAGGCUCGGGAACAGGUUGCUGGAGCUACCGACCCCCAUCGCGCGAGCUUGACCAUGACCAAGCUCCAGAACCCGAUAAACGCUCGGUUUGACGCCAUAAAUAAUGAUCUGAAGGAGGUCUCGAAAGGCCAAAAGGUGUUCGGCAAGUCACUAGACAAGGCAAGCUCGAGUCCAGGUCUCGGUGUCCUGCUACCUACGGAGCACGAUGCGAUGGCGACACAUCCAGAACUUAUCAACAGAGCUAUCGCGAUGCACAUGCUCCGUGAAGGCCAGUUCAGCGUCGCUUCGACCUUCCUCCGCGAGACGCACGAGCACCCGCUACCGCGGUCACCCACGUCCAACACGAACGCAGCCCCCGACAUCCAAUCCUUACAGUCUCAAGAACUACAGGAGAAGUUCGCCAACAUGUACAGCAUUCUCAAUGAGCUCAAGAGGCGGAAUCUUGUUCCAGCCAUAAACUGGGCACACCAGAACAGCGCCGAGCUCGAAGCGCGCGGGUCCAAUCUUGAAUUCGAGCUCACAAAGCUUCAAUUUCUUUGGCUGUUCAAAGGCCCAGAAGUAAACGGUCUCCCAGACGACGACAGGAACGGUCGCAAUGGCGCAUUGGCACAUGCCCAAGCCCACUUUGCCCGCUUCCAAGCCCGUCACCGUCCCGAUAUUCAGCGUUUGACAUGCUCCCUACUCUACGCACCCAACCUCGCCUCAUCGCCUUACGCAUCCCUAUUCGCCCCAGCAAACACAAUAUUUGACGAUGUGGCCACUUCUUUCACACGCGAGUUCUGCUCUCUUCUGGGACUCUCAGCCGAGUCGCCCCUCUACCUGGCAGCGACAGCCGGCUCCAUCGCCCUCCCUCAGUUACUCAAGUACACAAACUACGUCAUGGCCAGCCGCACUGAGUGGACGACGGAGAACGAGCUCGCUUUUGAGACGCCUCUCCCCCGGUCCAUGGUCUACCACCCCAUCUUCGUCUGUCCCGUCUCCAAAGAACAGAGCACGGAGCAGAACCCGCCUAUGCUUCUCCCCUGCGGCCACGUCAUCUGUAAGGAAAGCCUCCACCGCCUGGCAAAGGGCUCCCGCUUCAAAUGCCCCUACUGCCCCUCCGAGGGCCACAUCCGCGACGCCCAAUCUCCGGGAUCAUAUGGCUCAUGGACCGAGCCGCUGAACGCAACCUUGCGGGACAUGGCGGACCGUCAGAGCGCGCGGGCCGCGAUGAGGGCGGACCUGGGAUGGUCGCCGCCCCCUCUCGCUGAUAUUCUUGCGAGUUCGUCGCCGCUGGCCAGGAACGCAGACCGUCCGUCAUUGCCUUUUAUUCCGCGCAGCGGUAUACCUUUGCCCGAGCCGCCCGUGUAG
Molecule: messenger RNA, 1461 nt
Organism: Verticillium dahliae VdLs.17
Lineage: Eukaryota; Fungi; Ascomycota; Sordariomycetes; Glomerellales; Plectosphaerellaceae
Product: sporulation protein RMD5
Exons: 4
Coding region: 1-1461 (486 amino acids)
Biological process (GO): proteasome-mediated ubiquitin-dependent protein catabolic process
Cellular component (GO): nucleus; GID complex; cytoplasm
Molecular function (GO): ubiquitin protein ligase activity; protein binding
Source: RefSeq, a predicted model, not a curated record